AUGCGACCGGCUUGCGUAGUUCAGCCAACCAACGCCAAUGAAGUGUCGACUAUUGUCGUGACUAUGGCCCGCGCUCACCGCGAGAACGGCGAACAGUUCGCUAUUCGCAGCCAGGGACACAUGCUUUCUGCAGGGGCCGCCAACAUCCAAUCAGGAGCCUCCUGGGACCAAGUCUACAAAAUAUUAGACCCCUUGAAUAUCACUGUCGCUGGUGGAAGAGAUGCAUCCGUAGGCGCAGGCGGGUUCCUUACUGGCGGCGUGUCCGCACUCAGUCCCGCUAUAGGAUGGGGCUGCGAUAACGUACUGCUAUAUGAGAUGGUUCUAGCAAGUGGCGAGGUCGUCAAUGUUUCCAAGGAUUCGUAUCCCGAUCUUUUCAUUGCCUGA
This is a messenger RNA of Aspergillus tanneri, 384 nucleotides long. RefSeq lists its product as uncharacterized. The transcript has 2 exons. The coding region runs from base 1 to 384 and encodes 127 amino acids. The record is from RefSeq and is a predicted model, not a curated record. Lineage: Eukaryota; Fungi; Ascomycota; Eurotiomycetes; Eurotiales; Aspergillaceae. Gene Ontology annotation, molecular function: flavin adenine dinucleotide binding.